GAGACGUUCUCUUGCUUUCGGACGGCUGCUGGACGCGGAUCCAGCGGGUUUCGGUGCAUCGAAGACCAGAUUGUGCACCGUCGCGGCGAAAAUCUUGUGAGCUGCGCGGAGCGAUAUGGCUCGCCCUGCAGAGGAUCCCAAAGAUGUCUCGGCGACUCGGGUACCGAAAGUCAUGUACCUGGUGUUCAUUUCCCUGAUCAUGGACUUGCUCGGCUUCACCAUGAUCCUCCCUCUACUCCCCUCACUCUUGGAUCACUAUCGGAAGCAAGACAGCGUCCUAUACUCCUGGCUUGAAAACGUAGCCGAAGCCUGGAGGAGCAACUUCCUCGUGAGCACAACCGCUAAUGACGUCAGCAAUAUCGUUCUCAUCGGCGGUUUGCUCGGUUCAAUGUUCUCCUUGCUGCAGUUCUUCACUUCACCGAUAAUCGGUGCUCUCUCGGACGUCUACGGCAGGAAACCGCUGCUGCUGCUGUCGAAUCUCGGUUCUCUUGUAUGCUACGGGCUGUGGUCGGUCUCGUAUGGAUUCGAGACGUUUGUUCUGUCGCGAAUUAUGGGAGGGCUGAGUCGCGGGAGUGUAUCUAUCUGCACAGCUGUGGUCGCUGAUGUGUGCUCCACGCAAGCCCGGGCGAAAGGUAUGGCGCUCGUGGGAGCCGCGUUCUCGAUCGGAUUCCUCGUCGGGCCGGUCAUCGGAGCCGUACUCGCGAAAUCAGCCGAUUUCUGGGUCACACCCGCACUCCUAGCGAUCGGUAGCAUCUCGUUGAACAUGAUCGUCGUGCUUGUGUUCUUCACCGAGAGUCUUCCACAAAGCCGUAGAGCGAAAAACAUCAGCAGGACCAUGUCGACCGCGCUGAACUACAUCAACCCGUACGCUCUGCUGACAUUCGCUCCCGUUCAGAAACUCAGCAUCAAAGAUAAAGCCCACCUGACCAUGACCGGAUUCGUUUACUUCUCGUAUCUACUGAUCUACUCAGGCUUGGAAUAUACCUUGUCCUUCUUGACGCACUCCCGGUUCAAUUAUUCGCGCAUGGAUCAAGGUAAAAUGUAUUUCGUGAUAGGCCUCUCGAUGGUGCUCAUCCAAGGAGGUUGCGUCCGGAGGAUUCCUCCCCAUCUUGAGCUGAAAGCCGCUUAUUAUGCAAUCGGAAUUCUUAUCCCUUGUUUCUUCAUCAUCGCCAUCGCACACUCGCCCAUCCUCCUCUACAUCGGGGUCCUCCUUUACGCCCUUUCCACGGCGUUCGUCGUCCCGUGCUUGAGUUCACACGUCUCCCGCAUUGGUUCGCCGACUCAGAAAGGGACAAUAAUAGGUAUCCUGCGAUCCAUCGGAGCUCUCAGCCGCGCACUUGGACCGCUGGUUUUCUCCACGUUAUAUUGGUCGCAGGGUCCGAUUUUAUGCUACGCACUGGGAUCGGUCUUCUUCGUCAUUCCUCUGGGAUGCAUCCGGUGGAAGCUCCUGGGUGAAAGGACAAAGAGUGCGUGAAAAUUCGAGACGUCAUGGAGACGUUCGUGAAACUUUAAUAGAAGAGGUGGCUCCACGCGCAUCGAGUGCGAGAAUCUCCCUCCUCUGAAUCUCUAAUGCCUUACGCCAAACCUACGUAAUGCAUCUUGCAUCUUGCAUCACUCCGAGACUCAGAUGCUACAUCAUGGAGGCAGCUGAACUCAUUAGGGAAGAAUUUGACCGAGUCGACUAAAGCGGAGUUAGGCGACCAAGGCGGAACUGAUUUCGGUUCCUACGUAUCCUCGAUAGCCAUUCGCGAGGGAGCAGCUUUUCUCCGAGGCAACCGGAAUUCUCACUGAAUAAUCGUCGAUCUCGAGGAGUCACGGAGGAUCUAGCGCAAAUAUAUGUAAAUAAAAUGUAAGGAAGUGCCGCGGAUGAUUAUCGA
Messenger RNA from Galendromus occidentalis (western predatory mite), 1877 nucleotides. It is a transcript of the gene rtet, whose product is annotated as major facilitator superfamily domain-containing protein rtet. The transcript has 2 exons. Gene Ontology annotation, biological process: transmembrane transport. NCBI's taxonomy places the organism in Eukaryota, Metazoa, Arthropoda, Arachnida, Mesostigmata, Phytoseiidae. Gene Ontology annotation, molecular function: transmembrane transporter activity. Gene Ontology annotation, cellular component: brush border membrane. The record is from RefSeq and is a predicted model, not a curated record. The coding region runs from base 116 to 1474 and encodes 452 amino acids.